This is a messenger RNA of Chelmon rostratus (copperband butterflyfish), 1476 nucleotides long. RefSeq names its product zinc finger protein 648 (gene znf648). The transcript has a single exon. Gene Ontology annotation, molecular function: DNA-binding transcription factor activity, RNA polymerase II-specific; RNA polymerase II cis-regulatory region sequence-specific DNA binding. Gene Ontology annotation, biological process: regulation of DNA-templated transcription. The coding region runs from base 1 to 1476 and encodes 491 amino acids. Lineage: Eukaryota; Metazoa; Chordata; Actinopteri; Chaetodontiformes; Chaetodontidae. The record is from RefSeq and is a predicted model, not a curated record.
AUGGCUGAUGAAAUCUUCCCGGGGAUGUCUGACAGAGCUGUUACUGCAAAGAGAAAUAAAAGGAAACAUGAAGAAAGCGUCUGUGCCACCCCUCUCCCAGAUGGACAGAUCCUGAUCAACACUCACCAUGUGAAGGCUGACUCUUCAUUUGGAAGUAUUUGUGUAGGUGUGAACUCAAUUGCAGAGAGCAAUGACACUGGAGUCCUUUAUCUGAACCCUCAAGCACAUAACUGGUCUCUCGUGGAGAAGUUUGCUGACCUUUCACCAGGAGAUGAAGCAGGACUUAAUGACGACCAAGACCGAGAAUUAUUAGAAUGCGCUAUGGAGGACGAUAAAAUGUAUGAAUCUAAGGUGCUCUUGGAUGCUGCGCAUAAAGAGAAAAGGAACUGCUCUAAAUACCUCAAGAGCCAUAAGAAACAAAGCAAUGCCUCAGUCAAACAGAGGGCAUCUAAGCUCAAAGAGCUAAACGUUGAGGAAUAUUCUCCAGGUGGAGGUGGGAAUAAGACCAAAAAGAAGAACGUAAAUAGUCGUCCCGCUAAGCAGUCGUUCAAAAAGCGAGAAGACGACAAGAUCACCCGACUUUUGGUAGCGAUGAAAAAACGUAGCGCAGCUGACGCAGAGCACCGUCCCUUCAAGUGCUCACACUGCCACUGGGCUUUCAAGAAGUUCUGCAACCUGCAGAGUCACUUACAAACACACAGUGGCCUCAAGCCGCAUGUGUGUGACAUAUGUGGGAAGGCUUACUCUCACCAGGGUACGCUGCAGCAGCACAAGCGUCUGCACACAGGUGAAAGACCGUAUCACUGCCCCUUCUGUGUCAAGACCUAUAUCUGGUCCUCAGAUUACCGCAAGCAUAUCCGAACGCACACUGGUGAAAAGCCCUACGUCUGUGACACAUGCGGCAAGGAUUUCAUUCGCUCCUCUGACCUGCGGAAGCAUGAGCGCAACAUGCACACCAAUGACAAGCCCUUCCCAUGCACGCACUGUGGCAAGACCUUCAAUAAGCCCCUCUCCCUGAAGCGUCACGAGCGUAAGCACCUGGGAGAGAGACCCUUCUCCUGCCCCGACUGUGGGAAGACUUUUGCUCUGGCCAGUCGGAUGGCAGAGCACCAGAAGAUCCACACCGGAGUGCGUCCGUACACCUGCUCCGUUUGCUCGAAGUGCUUCACAAAGUCCUCCAACCUGACCGAGCACGAGGCCAUUCACAGCGGAGAGCGGCCCCACAAGUGCGCAGAGUGCGGCGUGGCGUUUGCCAUGGCUUCCCGCCUCAUUCGCCACCAGUACAUCCACAAUAAAGAGAAACCCCACAGCUGCACGGGCUGCAGCAAGAACUUCAGCCACCUGGACAAACUGCAGCUUCACCAGGAGCAGACCUGUGCUGGGAGGAUCUUUGUCUGCGUGGAGUGUGACAAAUCUUUCCAGUGUGCCGCAAAGCUUGCACAGCAUAUGCUGAACCACAGGGACAAGAAUGUCUGA